AUGCGGAGGGCCGGAGGCAUGGAGGACUACUCCGGGGAGGACGAGGAGUCCUGGUAUGACCAGCAGGACCUGGAGCACGAUCUACACUUGGCAGCAGAACUGGGGAAAACACUGUUGGAGCGGAACAAAGAGCUUGAGGAGUCCUUGCAGCAGAUGUAUUCUACCAAUGAGGAACAGGUGCAGGAGAUUGAGUAUCUGACAAAACAGCUUGACACACUUCGGCAGGUGAAUGAGCAGCAUGCCAAGGUGUAUGAGCAACUUGAUGUGACUGCUCAAGACUUGGAGCUGUCCAAUCAGAAGCUGGUGCUGGAGAGUAAGGCUGCACAGCAGAAGAUCCACAGCCUAACAGAGACCAUAGAAAGUCUUCAAACCCAAGUAGAAGAGCUUCAGGGACAGGUGGAGGAGCUGAGGAGCUUGGAGCAGUUGCGGGUCCGAAGAGAGAAGCGGGAGAGACGGAGAACCAUCCACACCUUCCCUUGCCUUAAGGAAUUAUGCUCCAGCCCCUGGUAUGAGGAUGGCUUCCGCUUGCAUAGUUCCUCCACGGAUCUGAGCCCAAAGCCCUUGGAACGGGAGAACGAGCAGCUGCAGGCCAUUGUGAGCUCCCUGCGUUCCCAGGUGAGCCAGGAGAAGCAGCGGAAGGAGCGGGCUGAGCGGGAGUACACCUCGGUCAUCCAGGAAUACUCGGAGCUCGAGCGGCGCGUGUGUGAGAUGGAAGGCUGCAAGCUUCGGGUGCAGGAGCUGGAGGCCGAGGUGCUGGAACUGCAGCAGAUGAAGCAGGUGAAGACGUACCUCCUGAGCCGGGAGGACAACCUGUCCGAGGCCUUGCUGGAACCCCUCAACAAUGCCCCGGAGGCAGACGAUCCCGAGCUCGGUGGGGAUGGGACUGCGGGGAAAGACGGUGUUCCGUCGCUGGCGGCUUCCCCCGGCCACUCGGUGCGCAAGAGCUGCAGCGACACGGCCCUCAACGCCAUCAUGGCCAAGGACCUGGCCAAUCGCCAUUUGGGCAACUAUAUUCUGCACGCCAACAGCGUGCGCAAGCGGGGCAUGUCCAUCCUGCGCGAGGUGGACGAGCAGUACCAUGCUCUGCUGGAGAAAUACGAGGAGCUGCUGAGCAAGUGUAGGCAGCACAAAGAUGGCGUGCGGCACGCUGGGGUGCAGACCUCGCGCCCCAUCUCCAGAGAUAGCUCCUGCCGCGACUUCCGGGCCGGGGAGGAGGGCCUCGGGGAAGAAUGGGGAGGGGGCAAGCAGGGCGAGAAGAGCCUCAUUCAGCACGUGGAGGCGGUGGACAAGAGGCUGGAGCAGAGCCAGCCCGAAUACAAGGCCCUCUUCAAGGAGAUUUUCUCCCGGAUCCAGAAGACCAAGGCAGACAUUAAUGCCACCAAGGUCAAGACCCAUAGUAGCAAGUGAGCCCUGCCUGUGCCCCAA
Messenger RNA from Gracilinanus agilis (Agile Gracile Mouse Opossum), 1425 nucleotides. RefSeq names its product cerebellar degeneration related protein 2 like (gene CDR2L). The record is from RefSeq and is a predicted model, not a curated record. NCBI's taxonomy places the organism in Eukaryota, Metazoa, Chordata, Mammalia, Didelphimorphia, Didelphidae. The transcript is spliced from 5 exons. The coding region runs from base 1 to 1407 and encodes 468 amino acids.